Messenger RNA from Procambarus clarkii (red swamp crayfish), 591 nucleotides. The record is from RefSeq and is a predicted model, not a curated record. NCBI's taxonomy places the organism in Eukaryota, Metazoa, Arthropoda, Malacostraca, Decapoda, Cambaridae.
AUGUAUGACAAACAGGAACAGUGGGCCACCACCAUGUAUGACAAACAGGAACAGUGGGCCACCACCAUGUAUGACAAACUGGAGCAGUGGGCCACCACCAUGUAUGAGAAACAGGAGCAGUGGGCCACCACCUUGUAUGACAAACUGGAGCAGUGGGCCACCGCCAUGUAUGACAAACUGGAGCAGUGGGCCACCACCAUGUAUGAGAAACAGGAGCAGUGGGCCACCACCUUGUAUGACAAACUGGAGCAGUGGGCCACCGCCAUGUAUGACAAACUGGAGCAGUGGGCCACCACCAUGUAUGACAAACUGGAGCAGUGGGCCACCACCAUGUAUGAGAAACAGGAGCAGUGGGCCACCACCUUGUAUGACAAACUGGAGCAGUGGGCCACCGCCAUGUAUGACAAACUGGAGCCAUGGGCCACCACCAUGUAUGACAAACUGGAGCCAUGGGCCACCACCAUGUAUGAGAAACUGGAGCAGUGGGCCACCACCAUGUAUGACAAACUGGAGCCAUGGGCCACCACCAUGUAUGACAAACUGGAGCCAUGGGCCACCACCAUGUAUGAGAAACUGGAGCAACUUAUCUAA